Magallana angulata is the source of this 2242-nucleotide messenger RNA. Its product is annotated as platelet glycoprotein 4-like. The record is from RefSeq and is a predicted model, not a curated record. Gene Ontology annotation, cellular component: membrane; cytoplasm. NCBI's taxonomy places the organism in Eukaryota, Metazoa, Mollusca, Bivalvia, Ostreida, Ostreidae. The transcript has 14 exons. Gene Ontology annotation, molecular function: scavenger receptor activity. The coding region runs from base 408 to 1907 and encodes 499 amino acids.
GAAUGUUUUAUUACAGGUACAUGUACCAUCAUUUGAUGGCCUACAUUCAGAUGUAAACAAUGAUGUGUAUAUAUUUAUCAAUGUAAACUACGUUGAUAACCUACAUGUAUGAUACAUACUGUACAUUGACCUACAUGUAGAGAUACUGUCCCGUCACAAUUGGUCCUAAGUAUAGUAGCACUCAGAUUGUUGACAACAUCACCUGUAUUUCUAAGACAUUGAUGAAACGUCGUAAAUUUGUCUUAAUAAGGACCUGAUGCAGUUUUACAUGUAUAUAACAUUUAGGAUGUGUGAUAUCUCUUUUUGGAAUUAUAUGUAUGUGUGAAAACAGUGAUUUAAAAGUAUAGAGAACAAUGAAUUCUAGCUGUGUAUACCGGUAUAUUGAACUGAUGUAAAGGUCAGCAGAGAUGGAGUGGUGCACUGUGAGGAAGCAGUACUGUGGGUUGGGCCUGGGUCUGCUGAUGCUGGCAGUGGGUGUGGCACUCAUCCCCAUCGUGGACUACAUCAUCAAGAGGGAAGUGGAAAAGACUGUAAUUCUGAAGGAGGGGAAUUUGAUGUACAACACUUGGAGAGACCUUCCCAUCCCUAUCUACAUGCAGUUCUAUAUGUUCGACUGUCUAAAUCCAGAAGAAGUCCUUAAUGGAGCAAAGCCGUAUGUUGUAGAAAAAGGCCCAUACACUUACAUAGAAAAAAGAAUAAAGUAUGACAUCAUCCACAACAGUAAUGGUACUGUGACGUACAAACAGAACAGAACCUUCCAUUUUGUGGAGAAACUGUCAGUGGGCUCAGAGAGUGACCGGUUUACCACACCGAACCCUGUCUACUGGAGUCUUGUCAGUGCCUUGAGAUAUGAGAACAAGGACAUCAACUGGCUGAUCAACUUACUGACAACCUUCAAACAGGAGUAUGUGUUUAUGAACCGGACAGUCAAGGAGAUUCUGUGGGGCUACCAGGACCCAGCCCUUCAUUUUGCCAAAGCAUAUGAUCCUGAGUGGUUUUACACAGAUAUUGCUGGCUAUUUCAUCAAUAAAAAUGCCACCAAUGAUGGAGUGUAUACAAUUUUCACUGGUGAGACAGACAUCACAAAACUUGGGCACAUUGAUCAAUAUAAUGGAUCCAGAUAUCUAAAUUUUUGGACAACAAAAUGGGCCAACAUGAUAAAUGGAACAGAUGCCACUGUAAAUCCCCCUUUUGCCAAGAAGUCCCGUGUGUCCUAUGCAUUUGCUUCAGAUGUUUGCAGAUCCAUAAAAGGGGUGUUUGCUGAGGAGGUCACAGAUUCGCAUGGCUUCACACUGUGGAGGUACACUUCCCCUGAUUCCUAUGUAGCCAAUGCUACAGUCAACCCUGACAACAUUGGCUUCUGUACCCCCAACUGUCUGGACAAAGGACUCUUCAAUAUGAGCAACUGUCAGAUAAUUGACUUCUUCCACAUCCCAGUAGCCAUUUCCCUGCCUCAUUUUUACCUUGGAGCCGAGAGGUACCAAAAAGCUGUAAUAGGGAUGAGGCCCAAUAAAGAGGAGCACCAAACAAUUAUAGAUGCAGAGCCAACAAUUGGCUGGGUGCUUAGGGCAGCCAAGAGACUUCAGAUCAACCUGUACAUUCAACCUAUCAAAGGAUUCGAACUGACCACCAAAAUCACACCAGUUUUUCUACCAGUGUUAUGGCUAAAUGAGAGUGCGGUGAUUGAUGAGAAGAAUGCUCAGAUGCUACAGAACAUGUUGUUUACCCCGCUCAAAGUGGUACACAUGGUGGAGAUUGUCCUCAUAACCGCGGGGUCUGUUCUCCUAGUGGCGACAAUAGCUUACAUCAUUUAUGCAUGGCAGCGAAGAAAAACAGAAAUAAUGAAAGAAGCUGAGACUUCUUCUGUUAAUGACACCAAUCAACUGCUGUCUAAUGGAAUGUCAUAGCAACAACAAGAAUCCCAGACUCUUGUUCACUCUAUUCAAAUUCCGCCUCACCCCCUCAUACUCUCUCCUCCACUUCACCCACCCUCAGUGGGUUGCGUUAAGUAUUUGAGUGAUAUAGAAUUUGAUUCCCUGUACUUAGAUUAUUAUAUCACAGUUUGUUGUCAGAAAAUAUUCAGCAAACAAACAAAAAAGACGUUGAUUAUAUGUGUACAUUUUUCAACUGAUUUUGAAUAGAAUUGAAUAAUAAUGAAUUUUCCAAAGUAUAAAAUAUAAAUAUUUUCUCAAAUGUUCAAAUGCAAUGUUGUGCUUAGCUGCUUCCUAAGUGGUUUGUAUAA